Messenger RNA from Diceros bicornis minor, 8607 nucleotides. RefSeq names its product LMBR1 domain containing 2 (gene LMBRD2). The transcript has 19 exons. Gene Ontology annotation, biological process: adrenergic receptor signaling pathway. The coding region runs from base 611 to 2719 and encodes 702 amino acids. Gene Ontology annotation, cellular component: membrane. The record is from RefSeq and is a predicted model, not a curated record. NCBI's taxonomy places the organism in Eukaryota, Metazoa, Chordata, Mammalia, Perissodactyla, Rhinocerotidae.
UCUCCCAGGAAGCUGCCUCCUCCACGGAGGAGAGGGCGGCCCUUAGGACCGGGUCUGUGGGCAGGAUCCUUUGCUCACCUGUAAACUAGGCACUGCAACGACGACGCUCGUCUCCCAGGCUUGGAAAGAGGGGCGGAUAAGAUAACGCGUUUUGUAAACUAAAGCGCAGUUCGAACGAGAGGCGGUGGUUUAGUUUUAGGGGAGCAGGAGACCAUAGUGGCUCCUGUGUGCAGUGGGAAAGCUGCGCAUCCCCUGGCAGCCUUGACUAGUCUUAUAAGGGCUAGCGUGGGAACAAAUCAGGUGACUAUAUGUUUGCAAAGGGCUUGACAAUGCAACGCUGCGAGCCACCAGCAAAGCCAUUCGGCUGCGCUUGCUCAACCGGUUGUGUCUGGGGUUGCGUCGCCGCCGUCAAGACAGCUGCUUUUAGCCUAUCUCUGCGGAGAAGAGUUGGGGGGCGCUUAGAGUAGGGAGCGUGCCAUAUUCCAGUUUUGGCUAGAGAUGUUUGUUGAUUUGAAGUAUUUUAUUGACUCUUCGUUAUUUUAUUUUGUUUACAGAUAUGAUCCAGAUCUGUACGUGAAUUACUUUGGUUAGUCAGAGUGAACAUUCAAUAAUGAGUGGUGCAGCUUUGGGACUCGAGAUUGUUUUUGUCUUUUUUCUGGCAUUAUUCCUACUUCAUCGAUAUGGAGACUUUAAGAAACAGCAUAGACUUGUAAUUGUUGGAACACUGCUAGCUUGGUAUCUCUGCUUUCUUAUUGUCUUCAUACUGCCUCUGGAUGUUAGUACGACAAUAUACAACCGGUGCAAACAUGCUGCUGCAAACUCAAGCCCUCUUGAGAGUAACAACACUACAGGAUUGUACGCUGCUACCCCGGUUCCAAGCCAGCAUCCCUGUUUUAAGCCAUGGAGUUACAUUCCUGAUGGAAUCAUGCCAGUUUUCUGGAGGGUGGUGUAUUGGACAUCACAAUUUUUAACAUGGAUUCUGUUACCUUUUAUGCAGUCAUAUGCAAGAUCAGGAGGGUUUUCUAUCACUGGAAAGAUCAAAACUGCACUGAUUGAGAAUGCAAUCUAUUAUGGCACCUAUUUGCUGAUUUUUGGAGCAUUUUUAAUUUAUGUAGCUGUAAACCCACAUUUGCACUUAGAAUGGAACCAGCUUCAGACAAUUGGGAUAGCUGCUGCAAAUACAUGGGGUUUAUUUCUUCUUGUGUUGUUGUUGGGGUAUGGCUUGGUGGAAAUUCCUCGGUCGUACUGGAAUGGAGCAAAAAGAGGUUAUCUACUUAUGAAAACUUAUUUUAAGACAGCCAAAUUGAUGACAGAGAAAGCAGAUGCAGAAGAGGCUUUAGAAGAUGUCAUGGAGGAGGUUUGUAAAGUGAAUGAAAGCAUCAAGUAUAACCACCCAUUGAGAAAAUGUGUUGACACAAUUCUUAAAAAGUGCCCUACAGAGUAUCAGGAAAAAAUGGGUAGGAACAUGGAUGAUUAUGAAGAUUUUGAUGAAAAGCGUAAUACCUACCCAAGUGAAAAAAGUCUGGUAAAACUACAUAAACAGGUGAUUUAUUCAGUUCAAAGGCACCGUCGAACUCAAGUACAAUGGCAAAUUCUUUUGGAACAAGCAUUUUAUCUAGAAGAUGUAGCAAAAAAUGAAACUAGUGCUACUCAUCAGUUUGUUCACACCUUUCAAUCGCCGGAGCCAGAAAAUAGAUUUAUCCAAUAUUUUUAUAAUCCUACAGUUGAAUGGUACUGGGAAUGUCUUUUGCGACCAUGGUUUUAUAGGAUACUUGCUGUGGUUUUGUCCAUCUUCUCUGUGAUUGUUGUGUGGUCAGAGUGCACAUUCUUUAGCACUACACCUGUUUUAUCCCUCUUUGCAGUCUUCAUACAGCUGGCAGAAAAAACAUACAAUUAUAUCUAUAUUGAGAUUGCUUGCUUCCUUUCCAUCUUCUUCCUAAGUAUCUGUGUUUAUUCUACUGUGUUCAGGAUUCGUGUAUUUAACUAUUAUUACUUGGCUUCACAUCACCAGACUGAUGCUUAUAGCCUUCUUUUCAGUGGCAUGUUAUUUUGCCGUUUGACUCCUCCUUUAUGUCUUAAUUUCUUGGGUUUGACCCAUAUGGAUUCAUCCAUUUCUCACCAGAAUACGCAGCCAACUGCUUAUACAUCUAUUAUGGGUUCCAUGAAAGUUUUGUCCUUUAUUGCAGAUGGAUUCUAUAUAUAUUAUCCUAUGUUGGUGGUGAUUCUCUGCAUUGCUACUUAUUUUAGUUUGGGAACUCGUUGUUUGAAUCUGCUUGGUUUCCAGCAGUUCAUGGGAGAUAAUGAUAUGACAUCAGACUUAGUUGAUGAAGGAAAAGAAUUAAUUAGACGAGAGAAGAGAAAAAGGCAAAGGCAAGAAGAAGGUGAAAAUCGAAGAAGAGAAUGGAAAGAACGUUAUGGACACACUAGAGAAGAUUCUACUAGAAACAGAAAUGUUCAUAUUGACCCAAAAGAGUCAAACUUCUCAGAUAUUAGUGCCAACCGAUCAGCAUCCAAAUAUACCAGAGCUAAUAAUAGGACUGAAAGGGACCGAAUAGAACUCCUCCAAGAUGCAGAACCUUUGGAUUUUAAUGCAGCAGCAUUCACUGAUGAUCCUCUUGAAUCUGAAUCAGAAAGAUCACUUCUUUAUCCACCUUUCAGGUAUCAGCCUGGUGGACGAUACCUCUCGAUGUCUCACUGCAGAAUAUUUGAUGAUGUUUAAGGUCUGAAAGAAUUUAUAGAAUAACUAACCAAGAUCAACACAGCAGUUCAGUCUUUAUGAACAUCUAUAUGCCCUAGAAUUUACACUGUACUCUCAGUGAAAAGUGUCAGGAUCAAAAAGGCACUGAAAAUUAAUCACAUCUUAGUAAUAAUAGUUUAUCGUUCAUUAAGUAGAGUAUCAUCUUUUCUAAUAGGAUUUGUUACAUACCAUUCCUGAAGUGUCUGCCUUAGAAGUAUAGUUACAGUGGAAGGAUUUAAUUCAUGAUAAAGAUCAGUAUAUGUUGAGAACAUGUAAUUCAGUUUGUUUCAGAUUAAUUUUUUUCAGGAAAGUUGUUUUAAAGGUCCAAGGAAGCCAUAAGUCAUAACUAAAUAACAUUACAGUUUUAUUAUUGUGAUUUACAUUUUUGCUGUUUCUAAAGAAUAUGUUAAUCCUGUAUUUCCCAAAGAGAUGGAGACCUCAAAUAAUAACCGUAUUUACAAAACCCAUGUCUUAAAACAAGGCUUACUUACCAGACGUGACUGAAUGUAAGAAAGCUGUUUUUCAACUCUGUAUGCAAAUUAGUGAGGUUUUUGCAUGUAUAAUAAUAUUCUACUUCAACUGAUAGUGUUAGUAUGUUUAGCAUGUGUAUUAAAAUUGGGUGAUGUAUUAUUCUUUCAGUCUUUGGUAGUAACUGGAAAUUGUCUUAUGCUUUUGGUAUUGCUUUGUAAAAGAUUUUCAUUUCAGAGAGAAAUGUUCACCUGUAUUAUUUAGCAUAUUGGUUUAAGUGUUGAUCAUUCUAUUCAAGGAGAAUCUUAAGCAUUAGUGUUAAAUAGUGGGGUUUUUUUAGUAGCCAAAGAGUCCCACAAAAUUCUCUAAUUUUUAAAGGUGCCUAUUUAUGCUUUUUGAAAAAGAACAUCUGGUUAUUCAAACGUAAAAAUUGAAUCCAUUUACUGUAUUACUAACACUUAAAUUGUGGUUUAUAGAAAACAGAACACUAUAUUAGAAUGGAAAUGUGUAAUAACUUGUUCGUUAAACAUGCUUGUUACUUUAAAUUGAUUUUUUUAACCUUUGUGUUUAAGCCAAAGUUAGGUGUUAUAUUUUAAGUCAUCAAUAUUUUAUUGCACAGUGAAUAUAGUUGAGUACAACAUGCUUGCAGAGAAUUUUUUUAUGUUCCUGAAAUGUUUGCAACUCCUAGAGAAUCCAUGCUAUGGAUUCACCCAAUGGUGACUAUACUUAAGCUUGCCCAUGACAGUUCCAGUUUAACACCUAUUAUCCUGUGUAAUUUUUAAUAGUGCUUACUUUCACUCUUAAGUAUCUCAGUUAAAGAUGAAUUAUAUAGUCACCCUAACAAUACGAUUAUAUGUUUCUUGAAAGUAAUCUUUCCCUGAAUCAUAAUUUUAAAUUUUUUAUUUUUCUCUGUACUUAGGGUUUUCAUGUAAAAUUUUUAAAGACACAGUUCUAUGCAGAUACUAAAAGGAAUAGUGUAUCAUCUUAAUUAUCUGAUUUUCUUCAAUUUUUAUGAUCUUUGAGAUUAGAUCCCCUUUAAAAUAAUUAUCAAUGGAUACAUUUUACUCUCAAUUGAAGGUCGGAUAGACUGCCCAUUUGGUGACAUACACACACACAGCCACAGCCACAGCCUUUUAUUGUGAAGUGUGAGUAGAGACAAAUAGGCCAAGAGCAGGAGAUAAGUUAAUACUGUUUGUAAUUUCAUGAUUGACCAUCGACCUUGGGCAAAUCAUGUAACCUUUCAGUGCCUCAGUUUCUUCAUUUGCAAAAUGAAGAUGAUACUUGCUAUUUAUCUACCCAUCUACCUCACAAAACUAUUGUGAGGAUUUUGAGUUGAUGUUUAUAUACUGGAGUUUAAACAGACAAAAUAAGCUAUUAGCUGUGCAGUUUUUCCUAGUGGUUCUUGAAGGUGUUGGAUGGGGAAAUGAUCAACCUAGAAAGGAGUCUGGUUUCUUAUUAUUACAGAGAAGCUUACAAGUCCCCAAAGCAAAACUUCUUUUUGGAGUAAUUCAUCAAAAGUCCUGUGAAAAUAGUACUGUUUUAUUAUUUAGUCUUUGGGUUUACUUUGGAGUAUCUUCCUUAAGUAUAAUGUUGUUUCUCAUCAGGUUUUGUCAUGAAACUCAGAUGCUGUUGUGGAAGUAGAAACAGGAAAAGAGAAGAAAUUAUCCAAUUACUUUUAUAACUUAUAAUGUCCUAAGGUAAAUUGAUAGGAAUGUGUAAGGGAAUGUACUAAUUUCCUUUAUUAUUAAAUUUUUUAUAAUUAUAAUAAUUAAAGUAUAUCUAAUACUUUACAAACAAUAUAGAUCCCUUUAUGACUUUUAAGUUAUUUCCAAAAUAAUUUUUUGGUGUUUAAGUGAUCCUGAGUAUUCAACUUUUUAAGCAGAAUUUAUCUUACAAGAUUUUAUGUAUGAUCAUAUAGAAUGGUUACCUGGCUGGGUAAAUUUGAGUUCAGAAGGUAAUGAUUUAAUCUCUGAUGACUAAGGUUAUUACUGGGAACUCAGUUAAUAUUUGUUAAGCUACUUUGUAUAAAAAACUGUAGUAAGAACAAAAGGUUUCUGUUUUGAGAAGCUUAUUAAAAUGUAAGGACAUCUACUAUAAAACAUUACUACUGAAUUCAUAUACUUUACAUGCAAAGUACAUUUCUUGAAGAAUUACUUCUGGCAAUUACCUUUUGGUGUCUUUCUUAUAUAAUAAUAGAUAUCUGAUUAAAUUUUCUAAGUUAUUUUUUAAAAUAAUUAUUAUGGAAGGAUAUUCAGUAAGCCAGUAAUUCAAAAUAACCAUUACAGAAAGUAAUAAUUAAUAGUCUAUUAAUGUCAUGAAUCACCUGUAAGUUGCUAAUUAACUUUUGUUAUUACAUCAAUAAUUUGUUAUUAUCAAUAGAACAUUUUUAUAAAAGUAAUUAUUAAAAUAAGGAAUAAAGUAUAAGCCUUAUUAGAAUUUGCUCUCCUACCAAAUGAAUACAAGGGCUUUGGAAUAAUUUCAUCACAGAAGAGGCCCUCAUUUCACAAGAGUGGUAAGAGCUAAAUCAAAACACUGAAGAGUUUUCCAUUUAUAAAGAGUAGAUGAGAGAAUGACAAUCCAAACCUUCAAAAAGAAAUGCUGCCAAUUGAUUUGUUUUUGGACUCUACUAUUUGGUUAGAUUAUCAGUUCUUAAAUUUACACCGAUUGUGUACCCAAAUGAAAUUAAAUGUGGAAUGGAAAGUCAAUGUGUUUUUUAAGGUAUAUUUCAACAUAUUAAUGAAAAGAUUUCAUUUAUGUACAAUGACAAACCUCAAUUUUUACACCUUUAAUAGGUUUAGGGAAUGUUCUCGAUGGUGUGUUGGUUACCAUUUUAAAGGAAAAAUAAACUCUCCAUAAUUAUAACUCACACUGUUCAGUAAUGUGAGUUUUGUACUUGUGAUUUGAGUGGACCAUGCCUGAAAAUCACAAGGAUAAGUAUACAAUUGGCCUUCCAUAGAAACGGGUUCCACAUCCAUGGGAUUCAACCAACCGCGGAUCGAAAAUACCCCUAUACUGUGUUUCAACCUGUGAUUGGUUGAAUCCGCAGAUGUGAAUCCAUGGAUUCAGAGGGCUGACUGUAGGUACUUGAGCAUCCGUGGAUUUUGGUAUCCUCAGGGUGUCCUGGAACCAAUCCCCUGCGGAUAGUGAGGGACGACUGACUGUAUUUGCACUGAGGCAAAAAAUGUCCCUGAAAAAUCUUAACGUACUUGAAUCUCCAAAGUGUAAUGGAUUGUAUUGCAUUAAAUGCUAAAUGUUAAGAAGUAAACGGAUUUAGAUUUUUAUCUUUCCUUUCUUUUCUUCCUCCCUUCCUCAUUUGUUUUAUACCUUCCUUCCUUUCUGAGGCCUCUCUUUAUAGUAUGACUUCUAAUGUGCUGACAGAUUUUUCUUCUGUUUGUUUUGUGUACACAGUUGUUUUUGAUGAUCAGUACACUGAAAAGGAACUAGUGAUGGCUACAGUUCCCACUACUUGAAUUGCAGCAUUGCACCUAAAGUAGUGAAACAGAUUUUGCUAGCUAACUAAGCAUCAUCUAAAUGUAGCUGUGAUGUGUGCUGGCUCAGUGUGUUGGAGGGCACUUCAGUAAAAUGAAUUUGUCAGUGUAAUGUUUUGGCAUAAAAAUGGAUUUCCAAAAACAGUGAUUGUUAAAAAAAUGAAACAAAACAUUUAAGAACUUGGAGACUUUUUUUAUGAAAAGGAAUUCAUAAAUAAUAGACAUCAUUGUCAAAGGUUUCAUUAGGAGAGGUUGGAAUAAUAUCAGAGGGUUACAGGAGGCCUUCUAAAAUAUGAUUUGCCUCUGUGUAAGGUACUUCUUUCCAACUCAGCGACUUUUUCCUGAUCAGAGACCUGGAAGACCAGGUAGUAUUAUUGCCUGUCCCAACUCCUAGAGACUAGGCCCUGUGUGCCAUCUCCCCCAGCAAAGCAGGCACUAUCCCUGCCCCAUCCCCAAUCCCGUUGCAGUGGGAACCUGCUCUCACUUCUAAUUCCUUUCUUGCUCAGCCUGGUUAUCCUAAAAUUUUAUUUCCAUUUUCAAAAGAUUUGUCCAUUGAGGUUGGUUGAAGCCUUGCUAUAAUUUUAAAUUUGUUAACGAAGCAAGAAUAUUGGCAUGUUCCUCUUAUCGAUAUCCUAAAAGACAUUUGUUUUUAACACACUCCCUGGGGAGAAUAACUUUUUUCCCCUGAGAAUCUUUUCUUUUGUGGUUAUCUUGAUCUCAAAUCAUUUUGCAAAAGGAGAUUUUUACUGUACUUAGUGCAAGAGUGGCUUACUAUGGCAGACAUAUGUAGAGCAAAGUCAUAAUUUAUUAAUCUAACUAUACAACACAGUUUUGAGUUGAUGUUAUUGACAUAAAUUUUAUCAACCUAGUCACUUAGAGAUGUAUUUCUCAAAAGAAUGCUGGCUGACAUCUUCCCUACUUAGUACACUAAGUUGUAGGGGAGAGACUGUGUAUUUAUUUUUUUUAAAGCAAUCCAAUGGAUUUGUUUUUGAACAUAUUUUGAAAACAACUUGAAGGAUUUUUCUCACUUUAGAAGGUAGAGAACAUGUGGACCUGUCUUUUAAAUUACUGUAAUCUAAUAUAUAUUUAUAAAUUAUAGCAUUGAAAAAAGAGCUCUAAUAUUGAUGUUGUUACUUCCUGGUAUUUAAUUUUUAUAAAAUGUUUUUCUAAGCAACCUAAUUGUAGUAUUGCUUUUAGGUAGUUUAAAAAUCUUUCUCAAAUAAGUUCUGCCCAGAACCUAUUUCCUUAGGGCAAUAUUCUAAAGUUCAGUAGUCCAGUGUGAAUUUGAAAUACGCCUACAUCUCUUCAGUAUCUUUUUAUAUAUACCAGUACCCAAGCAAAGUAUACCAAAAGCCUAAUUUCUGUGUUGCGUUAAUAAAGUACUUGUUAUUUAUCUAAUUCAUUGGACAGGUGAAAUAGAAGAUGUCUUUUCAAAUGUGCAUCUGAUCAUAAUUUUUCAAAAUAUUCAUUAUGUUCAUUUUUGGUGCAUGAUGCCAAAUUUCUCUUUAAUCAUCCCCUACAAGCUGAUAUAUAAUGACAAAUGUUUUCCUAUCUGACCAAUAGGUUGUAGAUUUAACUUUUUCUCUAUGGAUUCUCACUACGUUUUCAAAUAUGUAUUUGGAAAAAGCUGCAAAGUGCUCCUUAUAAGUAAGUUAGCAUCUUUGGCCUUAUCUAUGCAUAGUGUUCUCUCAGUUUGGUUUUGAAAAACUCAUGGAUUUGCAAUUGCUUUGUAGUAUUUUAACUUAUUGUGGUGUAAUGAAUUUUUUUGAAAUGUUUAUUUGAUUAGCUGUUAAAAUAUAGGAAAUUAUGUAGCUUUGCAUGAAAUAAAGUACACUUCUCUGUUACUAAGAAUUUUGCUGAUUAUUUAUGUAUUUUACUUCAUACCAUCUUUGAGAUUAAACUCUUUUAAGUUGA